This is a messenger RNA of Carlito syrichta (Philippine tarsier), 631 nucleotides long. Its product is annotated as 39S ribosomal protein L23, mitochondrial-like. Gene Ontology annotation, biological process: mitochondrial translation. Bases 246 to 569 code for a protein of 107 amino acids. The transcript has 4 exons. NCBI's taxonomy places the organism in Eukaryota, Metazoa, Chordata, Mammalia, Primates, Tarsiidae. Gene Ontology annotation, molecular function: structural constituent of ribosome. Gene Ontology annotation, cellular component: ribosome; mitochondrial large ribosomal subunit. The record is from RefSeq and is a predicted model, not a curated record.
AUGACCUGGAGCUGGCCGCCCCCGUCCCUCCCCUCCCUGUCGAGGAGAGAGGACGCACGGGCUCAGGGGAGGGCCGUCCUCCGGGACUGCGUGUCCUCAGUGUGCUGUGCACCCCGAUCCUGUGCAGGUACCCCCUGUACCAGCUGGGCGGCCCGCAGCUCCGUGUGUUCCGAACCAAUUUCUUCAUCCAGCUGGUGCGGCCCGGCACGGUUCAGCCCGAGGACACGGUGCAGUUCCGGAUCCCCAUGGAAAUGACCAGGCUGGACCUCCGGAAUUACCUUGAGCGUAUUUACAAUGUGCCUGUGGCUGCCGUGCGGACACGCGUGCAGCACGGCAGCAACAGGAAGCGUGAUCACAGGAACGUGCGGAUCAAGAAGCCCGACUACAAGGUUGCCUACGUGCAGCUGGCCCAUGGACAGACUUUCACGUUCCCAGACCUGUUUCCUGAGAAGGACCCCAGCCCCGAGGGCUCCCUGGAGAAGACGCAGAGCCAGCUCCUGGAGAGCGGGCCGCAGAGGCCGAGAAGUGACCCCCGGCGUGCUGACAUCCCCGACUGGUUUGGCCUGUGAUACCACAGCCACCGCCCAGUAGGUCGACACCUCAAUAAAGGCCCUGCUGUAUGGGGAGGCUA